GAGGACAUCUCAAAUAGCCAGUCCCUUGGGUGCAUGUCCUGCCUCCUCCUUGCUCUGCUCUCCCGUGGAGACUAAAAGUGCACGGUAUCUUUGCUACCAACAUGAGGCUCGUUCUCCUGGCAUGUCUCUGGGCUUCCCUUGCAGGAGUCCUGCUGGCAGAAGAUGUAGACAGAACCAAACUUGAGAUCCGCCUGGUGGGUGGUGACAAUCAGUGCUCCGGGAGAGUCGAGGUACUUCACAAGGACAUCUGGGGGACCGUCUGUGACGACCAGUGGGAUUUACGGGAGGCAAAGGUUGUAUGCAGGCAGCUGGGCUGUGGGACGGCGCUAUCAGCCCCUCGGGAGUCUAAAUAUGGGGAAGGGAAAGGCCAGAUCUGGCUGAGUGACGUGAACUGUAAAGGGACAGAAGCGUCCCUCACCGAAUGUGAGGCGAAGCCAUGGGGAGACAACUACUGCAACCACGUGGAAGAUGCCAGUGUGGAGUGCUCAGGAACAGAAAUACCUGAGCCAGGGCCAAUCCGUCUGGUGGGAGGCCCAAACCGAUGUGCUGGGAGGGUUGAGGUGCUUCAUGAAGACCGGUGGGGCAGCGUGUGCCAUGAUGACUGGGAUCUAAAUGACGCCCAAGUCGUGUGCAAGCAACUGGGCUGUGGUGAUGCGGUGCUGGCCCCUAUUGGAGCCAAGUUUGGACGAGGAUUUGAAACCAUUUGGCUGGAUGACGUGAACUGCACAGGGGUGGAAGCUGCUCUCUCUGAGUGCCCAGCGAGACCAUGGGGGGACCACAAUUGUUACCACGGGGAAGAUGCCAGUGCAAUUUGUUCAGACUCAGGGAUCACCGUCUCCACUUCAGUCCGCCUGGUGGGUGGCCCCAGCCGCUGCUCCGGGAGAGUCGAGAUACUUCACAAUGGUGUCUGGGGGACCGUCUGUGACGACCAGUGGGAUUUACGGGAGGCAAAGGUUGUAUGCAGGCAGCUGGGCUGUGGGACGGCGCUAUCAGCCCCUCGGGAGUCUAAAUAUGGGGAAGGGAAAGGCCAGAUCUGGCUGAGUGAUGUGAACUGCACAGGGACAGAAGCGUCCCUCAUCGAAUGUGAGGCGAAGCCAUGGGGAGACAACAUCUGCAACCACGUGGAAGAUGCCAGUGUGGAGUGCUCAGAGGUGGACAUUCCUGAGGAGGGUCCGAUCCGGCUCGUGGAUGGCCCGAACAAGUGUGCUGGGAGAGUCGAGGUGCUCCACGAUAACCGGUGGGGCAGUGUGUGUGACGACCACUGGGACAUGAAGGACGCCAAGGUGGUGUGCAAGCAGGUGGGCUGCGGGUCACCACUGUCAGCUCUGGGAGGCGCCCGCUAUGGGCGAGGGUCAGACAUCAUCUGGCUGGACGAUGUUGAUUGCAACGGGACGGAAGAGAGCAUCUUUGACUGUAAGGCCAGGCCAUGGGGUGAACAUAACUGCUAUCACGGAGAGGACGCUGACGUUGUCUGUGCAGUUAACAAGAACUUGGAAGAACCAGAAGCACCAUAAGUGCCAGACUGGCCCCACUGGACCAUCCUUAUCUUGCUGCAGGCUGAGAUGGGCCAGCAAGAUUCAGCUGAGAAGGCAAAGGGCAGGGAUAUUGCAGAACCAUCUGUGUGCCAUAAUGGGAUCCAGGGUUUGGCAAAACCAUCCUCUCUCAUCCUUUGAAGGAUCUACAAACUUGGUUAUAACUGCACUGAUGGAAAACCCAGCUCAACACAUUAUCCCCACUGAAAAGCAAACAUCGCCAGGUAUCAAUAAAGUUUCCCUAAAACUGAA
Chroicocephalus ridibundus (black-headed gull) is the source of this 1784-nucleotide messenger RNA. Its product is annotated as scavenger receptor cysteine-rich domain-containing group B protein-like. Gene Ontology annotation, molecular function: serine-type endopeptidase activity. Gene Ontology annotation, biological process: zymogen activation. Gene Ontology annotation, cellular component: plasma membrane. Lineage: Eukaryota; Metazoa; Chordata; Aves; Charadriiformes; Laridae. The transcript has 7 exons. The coding region runs from base 102 to 1514 and encodes 470 amino acids. The record is from RefSeq and is a predicted model, not a curated record.